UCCUGAAAAAAUCUUUACUAGACAUAAUGCAUUACGUUGCUAUCUUUGCUCUGCUGACGGCUUGUGCCUUGGCUGAUGACGCCCAUUACUCCUUCUCUAAGUCUGUGGGACAAGGAGGCGGUACCGCGUACAGCAUCGUCGGGGACGGCAGAAUCACCGCCAUUAGAGUAUGGGAGGUCUACAGCAACUACAUCUACGGUUUCCAGCUCUGCUACGGAGCCGUUUGGACUCCGGUUGUCGGCUACGUGUCUGGCGAACCCAACGAGCUGCGUCUGUACGACGACGAAAGAAUCGUCCAGGUGUCUGGGAAGUACGCUCAGUACAUCCAGUCGCUGAUCUUCGUCACAGACAAAGGCCGCUCCCUGCACAUGGGCCAGCCCGCCGGCACCGCCUUCAACAUGUAUCCGACCCACCCAGACGCCGAGCUGCGCUUCCUCAGCGGCCAGGUCAACGGGCCGCCCACUUCCUUCCAGGCCCACUGGGCCGUUUUCGAUACUGACAGCAGUGAGACUAACUGAGUAACGGUGAAAUAAAUGGCUGCCAUGUUCAAACUGAUAUUCUCUCCACAUUGUUUGAAUGAUUUUGACUUUAAUUUGCUGAAUUUUUAUUCAUAUAUUAAAAUUUUGAUUAAAAUCUGCUUUAAUGAGAAGACAGUUCAUAUUUAGUUUCACUGGAAAUGUUCAUUUUGCAUUUUGCUCUGCAAGUUCAAAGUAAAUGAUUUUAGUAUUCAUGAAAAAUACUAAUGUGUUUCUUGUUAUGUCUGUGAAUCCUAAAUAUUCUGCAACCUGUAUUUCUGUCUGACUUUGGUUCCAUUUGGUUCAUGAUUUUAUUUGUCAAUGAAAAC
Messenger RNA from Poecilia reticulata (guppy), 844 nucleotides. Its product is annotated as zymogen granule membrane protein 16-like. NCBI's taxonomy places the organism in Eukaryota, Metazoa, Chordata, Actinopteri, Cyprinodontiformes, Poeciliidae. The record is from RefSeq and is a predicted model, not a curated record.